ACGGAGCUUUCGAAAGACUUUUUAAAACCCAUCAAUACAUAGCGUAACAUGGAUUAUACAUUAGGUUCCGUUCGUUUUAACUUUUUGUGUAAAAUACUAUUUGGCACGUUCUUUAUUUUAAGUGUGAUAUAUGUUGUACUUUGGAAUCUACCAUUUGGAUAUAAACCUGUCAAGGCUACGCUACUUUGGUCUCUUCCACUGUAUCUUGAAAAUACAGACGUGGAAACUGAACACAACAUUACAGAAUCAAAAACUGAAUACAACACCACAGAAUCGAAAUCUGAACACGCCAUCACUGACACGGAAACGGAACACACCAUUACCUGGUACAAUUUACCUUGGUUUAUAAACACAAGAGGAAGUGCCGUGAAUUUUACUUUUAAAAAUUGCAAAUAUAAAAAUUGCAAACUAUCUUUGGAUCGGAAAGAUAUUAAGAACAGUUCUGCUGUACUUAUUGAUGGGCGAGUUUUAUCUGGGCGAAAAUCAUUGUUAAAGAUUGAAAGACCACUUGGGCAAAUUUGGAUAUACGCCGCCCAUGAAAGCCCGAGAUUGUACAAGAAAUCAGACUGGAUCAACUCUCCAUUGCGGUAUGUUUUUAAUUGGACAAUGUUCUAUAAGAGGGAGAACACUGACAUACACCUUCCAUACGGACAACUGAAAGAAACGAGCGCCUUCUCUCCAAGAAAUUUUACUGACAUUGCACUACGCAAAACGGACGGAGCUCUGCUUAUAACAUCGCAUUGUCCAACUGAUUCUCGUAGGGAACAAUACAUAGCUAAAUUAAAGAACUAUUUACCUGUAGAAGUUCUGGGAUCAUGCGGAAAACCUUGGUCGUGCGGAAUGCGAACUGUCCAUGAUGAAUGCUUCGGACUGUUGAAUACGACUUACGCAUUUUAUCUUGCAUUUGAGAACGCAUUGUGUAAGGAAUAUUUCACAGAGAAACUGUUCGAGAACUUCGACUACGAUAUUAUUAUUGUCUCGCGCGGCGGUGGAAAGGGCGACACAAAUAGAAUGUUACCUCGCGAUACGAUUAUUACAACAGACGAUUUUGAAAACGCGGACGAUCUUGGAAGAUACUUGGCAUAUGUAUCGAAGUCGCCAGCAGUAUAUGGAUAUAUGUUGCGCAGAAAAAGUAGAUACGUUUCAGUAGGUUACAACGCCUUGCACGAAAGAGCGAUGUGCCAAAUUUGUGAAAUGAUAAAUAACGUAGAGAAGAACCGGAGAACCAUCGAUAUUUACAAAUGGCUUUUUAUUCCGGAUGCAUGUAGAAUCCCAUAUGAUAUUUAAAAAAUAUGUUGAAUAAGGUCAUGGCGGUUCUAUUUACCAACUACUGUGUGUGAAGUUGGCCGGACAGCCGAAAGUUCACCGGAUCAAUCAAUCAAACUAAUCAUCAAUCAAUCAAUCAAUCAAUCAAUAAACCAAUGCAAUAUAUUGCAUCCAAGAUGGCCGCCAAAUUUGAGCAAAAUCGACAAUUUACUUAAAAUUGUGUGUUUUUCCUUUGAUUAUUGCGCAAUACUAUGAAUUAUAAAUACAAACCAAUCAAUCCCAAUAUUAUUAUUUUUGAAACUUAAAAUGUUAUGACCUACUACUAUAUUGUUGUUGUUGAUUCCGGCGGCGGACGUCUUGGACGCCAUCUUGAAUUAAAAACAAGAACACCAAAGGUGGCGCGAGGCCAUCAAUCAGAUUCUUAAAUAGCAGGAAAUAGGAUAAAAUUUUUAUACACAACCAUGGG
Messenger RNA from Mya arenaria, 1732 nucleotides. Its product is annotated as 4-galactosyl-N-acetylglucosaminide 3-alpha-L-fucosyltransferase FUT6-like. The coding region runs from base 49 to 1287 and encodes 412 amino acids. Lineage: Eukaryota; Metazoa; Mollusca; Bivalvia; Myida; Myidae. The transcript has 2 exons. Gene Ontology annotation, cellular component: membrane. Gene Ontology annotation, molecular function: alpha-(1->3)-fucosyltransferase activity. The record is from RefSeq and is a predicted model, not a curated record.